Ylistrum balloti is the source of this 1021-nucleotide messenger RNA. Its product is annotated as U11/U12 small nuclear ribonucleoprotein 25 kDa protein-like. The coding region runs from base 68 to 622 and encodes 184 amino acids. NCBI's taxonomy places the organism in Eukaryota, Metazoa, Mollusca, Bivalvia, Pectinida, Pectinidae. Gene Ontology annotation, cellular component: U12-type spliceosomal complex. The record is from RefSeq and is a predicted model, not a curated record. Gene Ontology annotation, biological process: mRNA splicing, via spliceosome. The transcript is spliced from 6 exons.
CAUCUGUACCUGGCAAGUAACACACAAGCAAAGGUGAAUCAUUAUCAAAUGAAAGGUUACCAGAUCUAUGGAUUCAACAGGGAUAGAAGAAUCAUCUCAGAGGGACGAUGAUAACCAAGGGGAAGUAACCAAGGACAUGGAGGCCUCUGUAGUAGACACGCCAUCUGCCUCAGUUGCGAUUUCCGCUAAUGAUCAUACUCUGAGUCAUGUAGAGGCUAUGUCACAAGUAGAGUCCGUGAUGGCAAACCUCAUUACAGAAGACCCUCUGCUGUCUGACCUUCCUCCUCAAGUGACCUUAGAGGAAGUGAAUUCUUGUGUUGCUCUGGAAUAUGGGCAAGCCAUGGUGGUUAAUGUCCGACGGGCUGAUGACGAAGUUAUGGCGGUAGUCGUUACUCAAAAUGCAACAGUGCUGGAUUUGAAGCAUGCCAUAAAGCGUUACAUCACUCUGAAGCAGAUUCGAAAUGGAGGAAAGCUGCACCUCAGCUGGAAAUAUAUUUGGAAGCGAUACUGGUUAUAUUUCAAUUCUCAGAAAUUAUCAGAUAACAGAAAAUCUUUGAAAGAGUAUGAGAUUAGAAAUAAGGAUGAAGUGACUUUCAUAAAGCGAUUAAAAGACCGUGGAUGAUAACAACAAGUCAUCACUGGCAUAUAAUGUUGUUAGAUAUAAAACUGACCCAUCACACCAGUUUAGGACUCCCUCUUAGUCUGGAUCAGUCUUAAUUGUUGCUGUUGGUGUGACCAUGAGAACAAGACUGAUAGGGCACUUGCCACUGUAUACUUCCAGUGUCUUUGGAAAUCAAGUGUCUUAAGCAAUUAAAAUAGUGAUAGCAUGAUUUGCUGACUUAACUGAAUCAGUGCAGCAGACCUGUGGACACAGAAAGCGGAUAUAGAAGACUUGUGGAACAAUAUGCAGCAGGUGGUCACUUGAGAAUGAAAGGAUGAAAAAGACUUAAGAACAAGUUGCAAAAUGCUCAAAACUUGAUCACUGCUACUGAGAGGUUUACAUAGUAAAUAAAAAGAUGAC